UAUUCACUGUUGGGCUCCCACGCAGGAGAACCAGUGGUCCUGAGGGGAGGGAGAGGUCCUCCCACGGACACACCGCUGCGGCUCCGGGACACAAGAAGGCAGAGGAGCUCUGAGUUCUCCGGAACAACGUCGACAUCAGCAGGCGGGCGACGUGCAGCCAGACAACAUAAUGUAGGCUCCGCAGGCACCCGGCUGAGCAGUGGAUGUCAGAGAGCCGAAAGGAGUUCUUCUUCAGCGGGUCAAAAUGAAGGAGGUGAAGGGCUGCGGUAUGCGCUCCUCGGUGGGCUUCAUGUCCCGCAGGCAGCUCACGGGACAGCCGCUCAUGAAGGAUGAGUUCCAGAGACGCAGGCUGGCGGGCUGCAGCAGCCUCUACAAGAAGAACAUGGAGGGACACUUCGGUUGUGUCAACGCCAUCGAGUUCUCCAACAACGGCGGAGAGUGGCUGGUCUCCGGAGGAGAUGACCGCAGGGUGCUCCUGUGGCACAUGGAGAGAGCCCUUUACUCUCACUCCAAGCCUGUGAAACUGAAGGGGGAGCACCUUUCCAACAUCUUCUGCCUGGCCUUUGACAGCACCAACACCAAGGUCUUCUCUGGAGGAAACGAUGAGCAGGUGAUUCUUCAUGACGUGGAAAGGCGGGAGACGCUGAACGUGUUUCUGCACAUCGACGCCGUGUACAGCCUGUCCGUCAGCCCCGUCAACGACAACGUGUUCACCAGCUCCUCCGAUGACGGGCGGGUUCUCAUCUGGGACACCCGGGAGCAGCCGCACGGAGAGCCGUUCUGCCUGGCCAGCUACCCUUCAGCCUUCCACAGCGUGAUGUUCAACCCCGUGGAGCCCUGGUUGCUCGCCACGGCCAACUCCAAAGAAGGUGUUGAACUGUGGGACAUCCGCAAGCCCCGCAGCUCCCUGCUGCGUUACGGAGGCAUCAUGUCCCUGCAGAGCGCCAUGAGCGUUCGCUUCAACAGCACAGGCACUCAGCUGCUGGCCCUACGGCGCCGCCUGCCGCCCGUCCUCUACGAGCUGCAGUCACGCCUGCCCAGCUUCCAGUUCGAUAACCAGGGCUACUUCAACUCCUGCACCAUGAAGAGCUGCUGCUUCGCUGGAGACCGAGAUCAGUACAUCUUGUCCGGAUCAGACGACUUUAACCUCUACAUGUGGAAAAUCCCAAACGAUCCAGAAGCAGGAGGCCCUGGACAUGUCAUAAACGGAGCCUUCAUGGUUCUGAAGGGUCACCGCUCCAUUGUGAACCAGGUCCGCUUCAACCCCCACACCUACAUGAUCUGCUCCUCGGGGGUGGAGAAGGUUAUCAAGGCAGAUGAAGAACUGGACCUGUUCUCUUUGGACCUGGACUCUGGUUCAGACUCGACGUGCACGGAGACAUCUGAAGUCCACGUCUCAGGGUUUGAAUGGAAACAAACCACAGAGCUCACGACAGCACCGGACUCUGCCGGGCUCACGGCAGAACCGGACUCUGCCGGCCUAACGGCAGAACCGGACUCUGCCGGGCUCACGGCAGAACCGGACUCUGCCGGCCUCACGGCAGAACCGGACUCUGGCCGGGCUCACGGCAGAACCGGACUCUGCUGCAGACGUUUGGACUGA
Nematolebias whitei (Rio pearlfish) is the source of this 1603-nucleotide messenger RNA. It is a transcript of the gene dcaf5, whose product is annotated as ddb1 and cul4 associated factor 5. The coding region runs from base 245 to 1603 and encodes 452 amino acids. NCBI's taxonomy places the organism in Eukaryota, Metazoa, Chordata, Actinopteri, Cyprinodontiformes, Rivulidae. Gene Ontology annotation, cellular component: Cul4-RING E3 ubiquitin ligase complex; cytoplasm. Gene Ontology annotation, biological process: negative regulation of fatty acid biosynthetic process. Gene Ontology annotation, molecular function: protein binding. The record is from RefSeq and is a predicted model, not a curated record. The transcript has 9 exons.